Molecule: messenger RNA, 1572 nt
Organism: Exaiptasia diaphana
Lineage: Eukaryota; Metazoa; Cnidaria; Anthozoa; Actiniaria; Aiptasiidae
Product: zinc finger imprinted 3
Exons: 1
Source: RefSeq, a predicted model, not a curated record
CUUUUAAAACGAGUUUGUUAGCCCAAUCAGUCACACACUCUUAGUGUGUUACUAAAUUUGAAUUCUAGCUAGGAUUACGUUAACUGUGCACGAAUACACAGCGCUCGAGUUUUGUCCAGUAAAGGGCCACAGAAAGCCACUAACGUUUUCGUAAUACUUAAAUUCGGGCUUCCUAUAGUCUAAUUCAACAGAUUAUAAACGGAUAUAUAAUUCAUGUUACAGGACAAUCAAGCCAUUUAGCCGCAAGUCGCCGUCGAGUGCAGAACACAAACUUUUAAAACACUACAAAACUUCAUUUUUCUUAGUUCAACCUUAGUUCAAAGCAUUUAAGUUUAGCCCAGAAAAAAACUUUAAUCACUUGCUACCCUUGUCUCAAAGAAUAUGGAGGAAAAUUCAGCAACAAAUGGUAAAUCUAUUUGUGAUAUCUGUAAAAAAACCUUCAGUGGAAAGAAUAACCUUGAUAAGCAUAUGAAAACAGUGCAUAGUGGUAAAACGUAUAACUGUGAAAGAUGUGGAGAGACAUUCAACCGAUCAGAUAACUUAAAGCGUCAUCAAAAGAAACAUUCACAAGAAAAACAGCAUGAAUGUCAGCACUGUACUAGAAAAUUCUACAGAAAAGACAAAUUAGAGGAGCAUGAAAAUAUUUGUAGAAAGAAGUGCUCAGAGAAUGAUGCAAAGAGAGGUAGUAAAGAAAAGGAUGAGGAUGAACCACCUAAAAAACGUGAGAGGUUGGAGGAUCAAGAAGCACUCCAGGAUGAACCAUGUGAUGAUUCAACAUCAGCUAUAGAAGGAUCACUCAAAGUAUUUCAUUAUAAGCCUCGUGUCAAGGAGCAGUAUGACAUGCAACUUACUUUAAAGGGAAAAAAGGCCCCGAUCAACAAACAACUGAACAAACAGCUCACCAUGAAAAAAGGCAUCAAGUGGUAUAUCAGCGUGCAAGCUAAACUCGUKAAAACCAACAGCGAAGGCGAAGUAGUGACCUCUGAGCCGCACUUUAGAAGCUGCUGUAAUACUACGGUAAAUUCUAAUGAAAUUGUAAAGCAGUUAAAUGAAGCUAACGAAAAAAUCACAAAAGCAUUGGCGACCUAUCAAAGAGAAGGAAGUGGUUGGCUACUAUCAAAAAUCCUACAUGUCCACCUACACAUAGCGCAAUACACACCAAUCAAAGGAUUCAGCUACCUCCCUCUACCUAAGAAGCUCAAAGAUAAGAAAGCCAUUUUAAACAUUCAAAAUAACGACAACCAGUGCUUCAAAUGGUGCAUUUUGGCUGCUCUACACCCUGUUAACCGACAAGAUCACCCUCACCGAGUUCAACACUAUCUGCCCUAUGAAAAUGAAGUGAGCUGUGUAGGAAUAGAAUUCCCUGUUACUGUUGCUAAAAUCCCUAAAUUUGAAAAACAGAAUGGCAUUGCUGUUAACGUCUUCGGGUUUGAAGAUGGAACGCUUUUCCCUGUGUAUAUUACUGAGCACAGAUUCGAAACCCAUGUAAACCUACUUCUCUAUUCUCAAGGUCUGCAAAGUCACUAUUGUCUAAUUCGAAAUCUAGACCGAUUGCUUUCUGAUCAGAGCAGG